AUGCAUGUCUGGGGGACUCUCGCCUUCACGCUGGGCGCCAUCGCCGCUGGCGGCGCGCAGGCCGCGCGCAACCUGACGGCCAACUUCGACAUCCUAUCGUACAACGACGUGUACGAGAUGCUGCAGGACACCGUGGACGGCAUCAACCUCGGCGGCCCCUCGCGCGUGGUGCCGAUUGCCAAGGCCAUGCGCGAGGCCAACCCUAACACGCUCGUGCUCUUCGCCGGCGACACGGUGUCGCCCUCGCUCUGGUCGACGCAGUUCAACGGCCAGCACAUGGUCAAGGCGCACAACGCCAUCGGCCUGGACUUCGCGUCGCUGGGCAACCACGAGUUCGACUUCGGACUCGAGAACUUCAUGAACGUGUCGCUCAACUCCAACUUCCCGUGGCUCAACGCCAACUGCUACGAGAUCGCCAACAAGACGCUGCUGCGGGGCACCGUGCCCAACGCCAUUAAGAACCUGACGGACCCCGUCCACGGCGACAUCAGCAUCGGCCUCUUCGGCGUCAUGUACGACAUGAACGACACCAGCAAGGGCCUCUACUGGGAGGACCCCAUCAAGGCCGCCCGCGAGCAGGUGGAGAUUCUCCAGGCCAAGGGCGUGGACUUCAUCAUCGCCAUGACCCACCAGGACCUGGCCGACGACAACCGCCUUUCCAGGGAGGUGGCCGGCAUCGACAUCAUCAUCGGUGGACACGACCACACCUCGAUGCUGCAGACCAACUUCGGCACGCCCUACCUCAAGGCCGACUUCGACUUCCGCUCGGUCUGGCAGUCGCACAUCGAGUACUACGCGGCCGACGGCGACAACGACGACCGCAAGUCACUCAUGACCCACCAGGCCAUCCCCAUCGUCGAGAGCAUGCCCACCGACAACACGCUGGACGCCAUCAUCGCCACGUACCAGGCGCAGAUGGACGAGCUCUCGGGCCAGAUCAUCGGCAAGCUCUGUGAGUCGCUCGACCUCUCGCAGGACGUCGUGCGCUCCAAGGACUGCAAGAUCGGCCACCUGUUCGCCAACGCCGCGCUGCAGUUCUACGGUGAAGCCUCGGCCGACGUCGCCGUCAUGAACGGCGGCGGCAUCCGCGGCGACAAGAUCCUGCCAGCCGGCGACCUGUCGCUGGGCGAGGUGCUGGCCUGGUCGCCGUUCGGCAACACGCUCAUGACCAUCGAGACCACGGGCGCGUCGCUCAAGCUCUUCCUGGAGCACGAGAUGGCCGCCAGCUGCGGCGCCAACGUCAUCCAGCAGAACGGCUUCUACGUGCACCCGGCGGGCUUCAACUACACGUACACGUGCACGGCCGAGGGCGCCGGCAAGCUCUCGAACCUCGUGUGGCUCGACCACCCGACCCACUCGGGCGAGAUCCUGGACACGGACAAGCUCGUCCUGGCGCUGAGCAACUACCUGUACACGACGCAGUUCGCGGUGAUCGAGGGCGUGACCUCCACGGUCAAGGUGUCGGAGGCCGAGGCGGAGCGCGUGGACUCGGCGCUCGAGGCCUACGUGGCCAGCCUCCCCAGCGGCAACGUGUGCCUGCCGACCGAGCUGCGCUCGUCCGUCUCGUUCUAA
Messenger RNA from Phytophthora sojae, 1572 nucleotides. RefSeq lists its product as hypothetical. The coding region runs from base 1 to 1572 and encodes 523 amino acids. Gene Ontology annotation, biological process: nucleotide catabolic process. Lineage: Eukaryota; Oomycota; Peronosporomycetes; Peronosporales; Peronosporaceae. The transcript has a single exon. The record is from RefSeq and is a predicted model, not a curated record. Gene Ontology annotation, molecular function: hydrolase activity.